GCCGCCGCCGCCGCCUCUCCGCGCCGGGCCCCGCCGCCCCCCCUGCGGGAGAUGGAACAGCGGAACCAGCUCGGCGCCCCCGGAUACCUGCCUCCCCUGCUGCUGCACGCCCUGCUGCUCUUCGUCGCCGACGCUACAUUUACCGAAGUCCCCAAAGAUGUAACAGUGCGGGAAGGAGACGACAUCGAAAUGCCCUGCGCGUUCCGGGCCAGCGGAGCCACCUCGUACUCACUAGAGAUUCAGUGGUGGUACCUUAGGGAGCUGCCACACGAGCUGGCGCUCAGCGUGCCAGGCGCCCGGAGCAAGGUAACAAAUAAGGAUGCAACCAAAAUCAGCACCGUUCGCGUGCAGGGCAACGACAUCUCGCACCGGCUCCGGCUGUCGGCCGUGCGCGCGCAGGACGAGGGCGUGUACGAGUGCCGCGUGUCGGACUUCAGCGACGACGACACGCAGGAGCACCGGGCCCAGGCGCUGCUGCGCGUGCUGUCGCGCUUCCCGCCGCCCCACAUGCAGGCGGCCGAGGCCGUGUCCCACAUCCAGAGCAGCGGGCCCCGGCGGCCGGGAGGCGGCGGCGUCCCCGGCGCGGUCAGCGCCUCCAGCAGCAGCGGCAGCGGCAGUGGCAGCGCGGCGGGGGACCGCACCACCUCCGAGCCCGGGCGGGGCGACCGCAGCGCACUCCCCGAGAGCCCUCCCGCGGUCCCCGGGCCCGGAGACCCCGAGGCCGCCGCCUCCUCCUCCUCCUCCUCCUCCUCCUUCUCUUCGUCCUCCUCCUCCUCCGCGGCACACUCCGCCGCCACCACCGUCGCGGCAGCGGCUGCGGCUUCGUCUGCAUCGCCACCGCCGGGCCGGGCGGUCCUCCUGCGGCAGAGGCACGGCUCCGGAGGAAAUAAACCUGGCAGAAGGUGUCCUGGAGAAGAGGUGGAGUGUCCCCAAGGAGAAAAAUGAAAGAAUUUCAGGAAGAGUGUCAGACGCUCACAGCUGACAAGGGGUAACUGCACCAUUGCAGACAAUAUCAGCAACAGAAGACCCUCUCCCGCCCAGCCAGGCACUGGCAUGCUGCCCAACAAGGCCCAAGCUUGCCAUGAGUGGGAAUCGAAGAUGGCAGCCAUCAGCUCAUACUGCGGCUAUCAGGGGAGGCUUCCUGGAGGUGGCAAGCAUGUGAUUCCAGGCUGCAGAGAAUCCCCUGAGGCUGAUGUGCCCUCCAAGCUGUCCAGAAUGGCUCUGGAUGCCUUCCUCAGUUCCCUGCCCUACUCCGAGAGGACUGAGGUGGUCACAUGAAAUGGAAUGGCCUUGGUCCUUCACACCUACCAUGGAGUGGCCACUUGGCACACAGCUCAGCCUCUCUGUCGGUAUUAGAGAGCUCCAAGGAAAACCAGCUGCUCUUGGGUUGGAAUAGUGAUGUGGAGUAAUUACAUGCGUAAAAAACAUAAUGCCGUUUUUAUGGCACGCGCAUUGCUGGCCCGCCGUGCCCGCCUCUCUCUGCCUGUGGUUCUCCUGAACUCAGCCUGCUUCACAUCACUCCCUGAGGACCAAGCCCCCUCCCCUGCUUGCAGCUGGGGGCCAGGCUCCUUCCUCCGGCCGGAGCGUCAGCCCCCGAGAGAAGAGUGAGCGCCAGCCUUUCUAAAUGUCACCAGGAGCCAAAGCCACUAAGGAGCGUCUCAUUACAUACAUUAAAUACGCCAGGCACACGUUUUCAAAGCUCUGAAUAUUAAGGAUUCCCCAAGCAUCCGCAGGGGUGA
Messenger RNA from Jaculus jaculus (lesser Egyptian jerboa), 1739 nucleotides. RefSeq names its product V-set and transmembrane domain containing 2B (gene Vstm2b). Bases 52 to 945 code for a protein of 297 amino acids. Lineage: Eukaryota; Metazoa; Chordata; Mammalia; Rodentia; Dipodidae. The record is from RefSeq and is a predicted model, not a curated record. The transcript is spliced from 5 exons.